UAACCGUGCCAAACAUGUCAAUGUUACAAAGCAACUCUUCUUUGACUGAAUUUUUUCUCGUUGGGUUUCAGAAUCUUAACUCCUUCAAAAUCCCACUCUUCCUUCUUCUUAUUAUUACGUACAUCAUGGCUAUAAGUGGAAAUCUUCUCAUUGUUGUGCUGGUAUCAACCAGUCAUCUUCUGAGGUCUCCCAUGUAUUUCUUCCUUUGCCAUUUGUCUAUAUGUGAUUUUGUACUAUGCUCAAGCGUUAUCCCAAAAACCUUAAAUGUUAUAAUACAUGGGGGAAGCAGUAUACCUUUCUUGGCCUGUUUCAUUCAAUUUUACAUUUUUGGAUCUUGUCUCUCGACAGAAUGCUAUCUCCUGACGGCAAUGUCCUAUGACCGAUAUGUGGCCAUCUGCCACCCCCUGAGUUAUAUCUUGAUCAUGAACUUCAAUAUUUGCCUUUAUCUUGCUGCAAGUUCUUGGCUUGCUGCAUUUUUUAUUUCCAUAAUUUCUCUCUUUAUGGUCUACAGUUUGAAUUUUUGUGGCCCCAACACUAUAGAUCACAUUUAUUGUGACCUCAGUCCUAUAUUAGAACUUUCCUGUUCAGAUACUUUUGUGGCUAAAAUGGGGGCAUCACUUCUAACCACCAUUAUUGUCAUUUUUCCUUUUGUGUUUGUCAUUGUGACCUAUGUGUACAUCUUUACCACCAUUCUUGGCAUCACCUCCAACAUCGGGAAGCAGAAAGCCUUCUCUACUUGUAGCUCUCAUCUUUCUGUUGUGUGUGCAUUUUAUGGUUCGUUAAUCAGCAUUUAUUUUAGUCCUUCCAAAGGAAACUCCCUCAAUACAAAUAAGGUCAUAUCUCUUUUAUAUACGCUGUUUACCCCUUUGUUCAAUCCAGUUAUAUACACUUUGAGAAACCAGAUAAUCAGAAAAACUGUGAUUAUAUUUUUUAAAAGAAUAUCACAACUCGAUGUGCAUUCCUUUUGCUGA
Rana temporaria (common frog) is the source of this 971-nucleotide messenger RNA. RefSeq names its product olfactory receptor 10A3-like. The transcript has a single exon. Lineage: Eukaryota; Metazoa; Chordata; Amphibia; Anura; Ranidae. Bases 15 to 971 code for a protein of 318 amino acids. Gene Ontology annotation, biological process: G protein-coupled receptor signaling pathway. The record is from RefSeq and is a predicted model, not a curated record. Gene Ontology annotation, cellular component: membrane. Gene Ontology annotation, molecular function: olfactory receptor activity; G protein-coupled receptor activity.